Molecule: messenger RNA, 1188 nt
Organism: Frieseomelitta varia
Lineage: Eukaryota; Metazoa; Arthropoda; Insecta; Hymenoptera; Apidae
Product: tetratricopeptide repeat protein 12-like
Exons: 4
Coding region: 344-1111 (255 amino acids)
Molecular function (GO): protein binding
Source: RefSeq, a predicted model, not a curated record
AUAUUAAUGAAAACUGUUACAAAUUAUUUAUGUAAUUCUAUCUAAUAGGAUAGAAAUGUAGCGAUCAACGUGUUAAUAGAAAAAGCUAUGAAAUUUUAACAUAUAUAAAUUAACGACAGUACAUCAUCUUGUUACUUUCUUACAUGAUCUUGUUCAUUUUGUAAUAAAUUAAUUGAAAAUAAAUAGUUUAUGUUUCUUUAAUCAUCUAAACCACUCCACAUAUGUGUAAUCUAUGUUACUAUGUUACAUGUUUCUAUGGAAACCUUUCAUUACCUUUCAACCUAGUUAUUCUCAUGAUUAGCUCAAUCUCUUUUAAUUAUUUUUAUUAAAAAAUAUUUAGAAUAUGGAUCAGACAAUAGAUCACAGUAAUUUGAACAAAAAGAUAACGGAAGGCCAACAAAUUAUAGAUGACUUAACAAUUGAUAAACAUGUAACGGAAGAAGAAUUUCAGAACUUCAUGCAUCGCGUUACUGAAGUUGAAAAAAUUGUGAAAAAGUUGGCAUCUCCUAAUCCUGAAGAACAAAAGCACGGACAAAUAUUGGCUGACGAAAUUUUAGAGAAACGAUCAGAAAAGAAUAUAUGCGAUGAUACUGAAUUAAAAAUAAAAAUGAAUCGUACAGUGAUUAACAAAUGUUCAAUCAAUGAAAAUUCUACUGAAGAACAAAUGUCUAAAGAAGCGUUCAUGAGAAGCGUGGAAAAAGAUGCGAAAGAGAGGACAGAGAACCGAAAGAUUAGAAACGAACGUGCAGAAACAUUGAAAACAAUUGGUAAUGGUGCAUUUAAGGAGAAAAAUUACGAAAAAGCGGUAACAUAUUACAGUAAAGCACUUGAACAACGAAAAGAUUCGACUGUGUUAUGGAAUAAUAGAGCUUUGUCAUAUAUUCAGCUUGGAUUAUUCGAAAAAGCCUUAGCCGAUUGCGAAUGGGCAUUAAAAGUUAAUAACACGAACUUGAAGGCACUCCUAAAUAGUGCUAAAUGUUAUAAACAACUUGGAGAUGAAAUCAAAUAUAAAGAAUAUAUUCAGUUAGCAAAAGAGAGAAAUCCACAUUUCAACAAAUUUAUUAAUGAAUUUGAAGAAAGUAUGGACAUGCGCGUUAAUUACCAAGCCUAAUAGUAAAUAGAAAUAUUUCUUAUGUAGCCUGAAUAUUUCUUUUGUAAUAAUCUAAAUGUAUUUAACUGGUAUCAAGA